AUGAGUAGCUUCAAAAAAUCCAAGUCUACAGAUAGGGACCUUCACUCCACUGUUUUACAGUUAAAGUCCUCGCAUCAUACAUAUACCAAUUCAUCAAAGGCAUUCGAACUUCUUAGCGAUCGAAUCCAUAAUGGAGUAGUGAAUUGGAGUUCUGCUCUCCCGACGGCUGGUGAAUCUACAUUUACUGACUAUGAUCGACAUGCUCCAGUCAUUAGAGCCUUUCGCGAGUACUGGUGUCUUGCAACAAAUACUCUUCAUACGUCGCAAGGAGAGAUGUCUAUUUCCCUUUGGGAUCUUCAUGAAAUUGGCGGUCUCACUAUUACAGGUCGAUUUUAUGAUGAAGUUAUUCCAGCCACUGAGAGUCUCAACAUGAAGGAUCAUAAAGGCGUGUCUUAUAUCCCACACAUUUGUCGCUACUUAUUCUUAGCGUAUCACAAGAUUUUACGGGAUUCUAAAGGAAAAUCUGGACCUUCAAGGAAAACCAUACAGAACAAGUCAAAAAAGCCAAAGGAGGACUCUGAUCCAUCUGGUAUCAUUUCGAGGACACUGAAACGCACUGAGGAAGAGGAAGGGGUUUUUGAAGAUUUGGGUAUAGCUGAUGAAAACAUGGAAAAAUCCUACUUGGCUGCAUUCCUUACUUGUUGGUUGUGCAAAUUUGUAUUUCCUAAAGACGACGUAACUUUGAUCAUACCCGGGGUUUUCAAAGUUGCCAGUCAAAUGGCGCACGGUGUAUCAUUUGGCCUAGCAGUUCCAGUAUUGGCUAGCAUUUACUAG
Messenger RNA from Prunus armeniaca (apricot), 774 nucleotides. The record is from the annotation of a GenBank genome assembly. NCBI's taxonomy places the organism in Eukaryota, Viridiplantae, Streptophyta, Magnoliopsida, Rosales, Rosaceae.